AUGUAUUUUUUGUUUCUUGUUGUCAGCGCGCUAGGGAGUGUGUGUGGCGACGGUGUAUAUUCUUCAACUGAAGAGUGUGAGGGUGUUGCCCACUGCACAAGCGAGUGUUUAUGUGAAGAUAAUUAUUUUUCCAUUGCUGGUGUCAAUCGGUGUAUUCCAGAGUGUUCUAUUAAAGGGUGUGCUGGUGAGUGUGUGAGUCCAAACGAAUGUUUAUAUUGUGAUGGAGAAGGUUACCAAUCUUCUUGUGCGUCUUGUACUGAUAAUUACACGUCGAAUGGGUAUUUAGAAUGUGUUCCCUUUGAAUAUUCCCAAAUGAAGUUCUGUGCAGAUCAAGCCCCACAAUUCACUAUUAAUAUACCAGAUAAUUACACACAAAUAAUUCAACAUAUCAAUCCGUUCGAUUGGGUUUUGUCUGAAACGGCUUGCUCUCCUUUGACUCGACUCACAUCCCCCUUUCUCACAGGACAGUGGUUUAAACUUGAUAUGAAUUAUUCAGGGUUUAUAUCAAUAGAAACUUCUGCCCAAUAUUCACAGAGCGACAUUAAUUACAUUCGGUUGAAUCAAGUGAAAACGGGAACAGACACAAUCAUUGCUGUUUUAAGAAAUUGUCCGUCAGAACUUGGAGAAGUGUCCGACUGUGCUUAUGAAAAUGAUGAUGUUGAUGAUUAUAUUCUUGCAAGCAGUUUAACAAUCCCAACUGAAAGAACAUAUUAUUUAUUUGUCCACUCGCCAGACCCCAAAAACACACAAAGCUUCGACUUGUUUAUUAGACGUGUCAUCCACCCAUGUAGUAAAUCUUCAGAGGAAAUUUCGUGGAACAGAGUUGCGAAGGAUGGAUAUUCAUUUCGUAUUAAUACGGACAAUUCAGUAUAUUCAGACUCGGCUUGUGUGAAACUC
Messenger RNA from Entamoeba invadens IP1, 897 nucleotides. RefSeq names its product protein kinase domain containing protein. Lineage: Eukaryota; Evosea; Mastigamoebida; Endamoebidae. The record is from RefSeq and is a predicted model, not a curated record. The transcript has a single exon. The annotation marks the transcript as partial.